AAUUAUCAAAUAUUUUGUGCCUCGUCUCUUCUCGUUCUCUGCUGUGCUGUGUGUCAAUCAAAAUCAAAGUAAAAGAAGAAACCGAGAACGAAUCUUGCUUCUUUUAUUUUGUUUUGCUUUUGUUUCUUAUACAAAUCAAAAUCUAUUUACAAGUGAAUAAAAUAAAGUAAUUAUUUAUAAAAAACAAAACAAUUUUACAAAAUGAACAUCGAGCUGGAACAGGGAUUCAAGAGAGGCGCGUCGAGUAAUCUGCCCGCCGUAACAAGCCAAAUGAUUUUCAAUUUUAUCACAGAAUCGGGCAAAUCUGGCCGCCGGAUUGAUUCAAAUAAAAAACACAGCGCCGAGUACAAAAUGGAUUUUGUUCAAGUGAAAAAAGCUGGGGAGCUGAUAGAGGCGCGUGCCAUGGCGUUCGCGUCUCCAGAUGCCGCAAUCAAUGGGGAGCACUUCAAUGUUUCAGUGAAGGUGCACAGUUGCGAGCAGAUCAAGGAAGCUGCUUGUGUCCAAUGCUCGGCCAGCAAGUCAACAGACGUUUGCCAACAUGUGAUUGCGUUUAUUUUCUGGCUUCAUCGGCACACGGAGUCCGAUUCACAUGGCCACAAGACCUUCUGGGGCUCGGAGUUUGAGACAAUGCCAGAGCAUCCCAUCGCCCUGCGUGUCCACGACAUAUUCGCUGCCGACGAGCUGCGUAUGGAGGCUGACGAGGGAGCCGAUGAUGUGAACGAAGAGGAGGGUCAGAUAUUCCUCAAUAACAUUCUCGAUGAAAUGGAGAAAGGAGGUUUGACGGACUCGUCCCUGUAUAAACACUGUCGCCCGGUGAUUGACGAGUUCGAGCCGGUCUACAUCCACCACACGAUGCUGGACACCGCCAAGAACUACAUCAAAGAUUUCAAGAGCUUCAUGGUGCACAUGGACGAGGUGGCCAAACAGGGCCUGUUCGACAAACUCUCAGACAUAUCGAUCUACAGCUACAAGACGCCCCUCUGGGCCGAGACGCAGUUCUGUCGCAUUCGUUGCUCACUCAUCCAUCGAGUGGCAACACGGAAGGAUUCCAAGGAGGAUCAAGACAUCCUGGAGGCUGUGUUCUGCAAGGAACGCGAAUACAACGUCGAGGAGCGACGUCAGUUGAAGCAGCACAAACGAUUCAUUCUAAAGCAGACUGAGAAGCUAGAGAACAAGACUUAUCGGGAGUGUGGACUUCUGCUGAACGAAAGCUACCCGUACAUCUGUGCUUCACCAGAUGGCAUCACAGACGAUCACAUUGUCGAGAUCAAGGCGCCCAAGACCGAUGAGGAAUUCGAAAAGUACCUCGAGUGCAAGGAGACCAUUGCUCCCAAGUAUAUGGCCCAGAUUCAAAUACAAAUGUACAUGGCCAAUGUUACGAAGGCUUUGUAUUGUGUUCUCAGUCCGACCUUCGACACAAAUGGAGCGCUGCAUUAUGUUUGGGUGCAGGCCGAUAUGGAGUUUGUGGCGAGUUUGCUGAGUGCCGCCGAGGAUUAUUUCAAAGAAGUCGUCUUCCCGCGCCUCAUUAAGAUCUACAUCGAUUGUAAUUAAAAAUAAUAAAUCUAAUUUUUCGUUUCUUUCUAAAA
Molecule: messenger RNA, 1586 nt
Organism: Eupeodes corollae
Lineage: Eukaryota; Metazoa; Arthropoda; Insecta; Diptera; Syrphidae
Exons: 3
Coding region: 202-1551 (449 amino acids)
Source: RefSeq, a predicted model, not a curated record